AUGGCUGUUGCUCACCAUAAUCCGAUUAUCCCCGGAUUUGCUCCUGACCCUUCCAUCUGCCUAAUCGAUGGCGUAUUCUAUCUGGUGAACUCGAGCUUUCAUCUCUAUCCCGGACUACCCAUUUAUAUGUCAAAUGACCUGAUCUCAUGGAAACAUAUUGGAAAUGCUAUAAACAGACCAUCCCAACUGUCCCUGUCCCGAGCAACUACAUUUAUUGCCCCAUGGGACGAUGGUACAGCAAUGGUUGGGACUGGGGGCCUUUACGCGCCCACAAUCCGACAUCACAACGGCAUAACCUACAUCAUAUGCACCAACGUCAUCCAUGGUCCAUCCAAUGUACUGGGCGAUGAACGAAAUGAACAAUUCAUCAUUCACACAACCGAUAUUUGCUCGGGGAGUUGGUCGGACCCAAUAGUCUUCGGAUUUCCUGGAAUUGACCCGUCUCUGUUGUUCGAUGAUGACCGAGUAUACGUCCAACUAUGCAAAACGGGACCCGAGUUCCACAUUUACAACGGCGAAAUAGAUAUCACAACCGGGGGUAUGAUUGUAGAGCCCACUCUCAUCUGGAAGGGAUGCAAGAAAGGAUAUACAGAGGGCCCACAUAUAUACAAGAAGGACGGCUGGUACUACCUUUUAUGUGCCGAGGGGGGCACAUUUCGAUACCACAUGCUAAGCAUGGCGCGAUCAAGAAACAUAUGGGGCCCGUAUGAGUCCUAUGAUAUGAACCCUUUGUACACAGCUAGCGGCACUACUCAAUAUGUGCAAAACACUGGACAUGGCGAUCUUUUCCAAGAUCAAAACAAGCAAUGGUGGGUAGUCAUGCUGGGGAUUCGCAUCAAGGAGGGACGAUCUAUCUUGGGACGGGAGACAUUCCUGACAGCGGUUAAUUGGCCUUGUGACGAGUGGCCGAUGAUUGAAUCAAUCACAAGUGACGGAGAUUUGGGGACAAAUUUCAAGGAGUGUCAAGACUCACUUGCUGUUACCCCCUGGGUUCAUUUGAGAGAUGCUAAACUAGACCGGUACCAUAUUCACGACAAGUGCAUCACACUACAAGCAGACCCGGUGGAGUUUACUAGCCCGGAUGAGUCAAUUACUUUUGUUGGCCAACGGCAACGAAGACUGGAAGGCACUGCUACGGUCACUUUGUACAGGCCGCGGCAUUCCACAUCAGUUCGAGCAGGGAUGGCUCUCUACAAAGACGAGCACCGAUUCUUGACAAUUGGAUAUGACUUCCACUCCCAACACGUCAUUUUCAACGGAUUGAAUCAAGCGAAGUCAUUCUUGCAAAAAGAGACACAACGUGUGGAAUUCCAUGAUUUCAUCUCUUUCAAAAUUAGCUACACCGAGGCUUCUCUGCAAUUCUUCUUUAGGGUGGAUGAGGCGGACUGGCAUGAUUUGGCGACUGUUGACACCGCCAUCAUGACGGAUUACGAUUUCACUGGUCCGGUCAUUGGGAUUUUUGCCAUUGGGGAUGAUGUUACGGUGGAAUUUGGAGACUUCCAAAUUGAUGCUGUGUAG
Messenger RNA from Penicillium crustosum, 1518 nucleotides. Its product is annotated as glycoside hydrolase family 43 protein. Bases 1 to 1518 code for a protein of 505 amino acids. The record is from RefSeq and is a predicted model, not a curated record. NCBI's taxonomy places the organism in Eukaryota, Fungi, Ascomycota, Eurotiomycetes, Eurotiales, Aspergillaceae. Gene Ontology annotation, biological process: carbohydrate metabolic process. Gene Ontology annotation, molecular function: hydrolase activity, hydrolyzing O-glycosyl compounds. The transcript has 2 exons.